Messenger RNA from Brassica rapa (field mustard), 1112 nucleotides. Its product is annotated as GDT1-like protein 4. Gene Ontology annotation, biological process: manganese ion transmembrane transport; calcium ion transmembrane transport; Golgi calcium ion homeostasis. Gene Ontology annotation, cellular component: Golgi apparatus. NCBI's taxonomy places the organism in Eukaryota, Viridiplantae, Streptophyta, Magnoliopsida, Brassicales, Brassicaceae. The record is from RefSeq and is a predicted model, not a curated record. Gene Ontology annotation, molecular function: manganese ion transmembrane transporter activity; calcium ion transmembrane transporter activity.
ACACAUUUAUUUUUAGCAUCUUUCUGAACUCUAGUUAGGUUUCUUGGGUCCCACACAAUAUUUAUCGUUCCAGGUGGCAAGAUCUCAAGGGCUAAAGAAUCCGAAUCCGAAUCGAAUCAAAUUCACCCCAAAAGAAAAAUAAAAAAGCAUUCAUCCUUUCACUCCUGUAUCAGCUGCAAGUUUUCGGAGUUUGAAGCUGUUUCGGAAGCCAUGAGCUCGGUUUUGCAGGGUUUUACCAAGUCACUGGCGAUGACUUUUGUAUCGGAGAUUGGUGACAAGACGUUUUUCGCUGCUGCUAUAUUGGCGAUGCGUUAUCCGAGGAGACUUGUGUUGGCAGGUUGUGUGUCCGCUCUUAUUGUCAUGACUAUCCUCUCUGCUACUGUUGGAUGGGCUGCUCCUAAUCUGAUCUCUCGCAAGUGGACUCAUCACAUAACGACAUUGUUGUUCUUUGGUUUCGGGCUAUGGUCUUUGUGGGACGGUUUUAAACAAGGAGGAGGGGAAUCAGAAGAAUUGGCUGAAGUCGAAGCAGAACUGGAUUCUGAUUUGAAGGCUAAUGGUAAAGCUACAAAAGAUAACAACAGUAAGAUUGAAGAUGAAAACAAAAAGCAGAACAGGCCAUUCCUCACACAAUUCUUCUCUCCAAUCUUUCUCAAGGCAUUUUCGAUUAAUUUCUUUGGUGAAUUUGGUGACAAGAGUCAGCUUGCUACAAUUGGUUUAGCCGCAGAUGAAAAUCCGUUUGGGGUGGUCCUUGGCGGAAUUGUAGCACAGCUAUUGUGCACCACUGCUGCUGUGAUUGGAGGAAAGAGCUUAGCUUCUCAAAUAUCCGAAAGAAUAGUUGCUCUUUCUGGUGGAAUGCUUUUCAUUAUUUUUGGCAUCCAAUCGUUUCUCACUUCUGUUGAGUGAGGCCUAGUUUUGUUUGUUUGCUGUAGUGCAGAUGAUGAUGAUGAAAAAGGAGCAUCAGUACACUAUAGUUUCUUAGAUGAUUUAAUACUUGAUAUUACAUGUUUUACACAAGUUACUUACAGAAAACAAAUCUUAUCUACAGUUACAAGAAAUACAUUUAAACAGGCUUAAACAGACUUCAAUAAAGUUGACGUUCCCUUUUUUUUGUU